Molecule: messenger RNA, 1155 nt
Organism: Adineta ricciae
Lineage: Eukaryota; Metazoa; Rotifera; Eurotatoria; Adinetida; Adinetidae
Source: the annotation of a GenBank genome assembly
AUGAAGUUCGAUCGAAGCCUUCUCCGAACCAUCCAAUCAUUAUUACCCGUGCAAAUUUUUAUCGGCUAUGUAUUUGUGAUAUCUGGCUUAAUUGUAAAUGCUGCUCAACUGCUUUCAGCUAUUUUGAUUUGGCCGUUUAGUAAGCAACUUUAUCGUCGUGUGAACUAUUAUCUCGGAACAUUACUGUGGAGUCAAUUGACUUUUCUAUAUUCAUGGUGGGCCGAUUCCAAUGUGACUUUCUAUGUUGAUCCAAAGGAUAUUAAAGAAUUGCCCAAAGAAUAUGCGAUUAUCCUUGUUAAUCAUCGCUUUGAAAUCGAUUGGUUAAUCGGAAUGGUUGCUGCACAAAAGCUAGGUAUACUUGGAGGAUUGAAAAUAGUUGGAAAACGUUCGUUGAGUUUAAUACCACUUCUUGGUUGGUCAUGGUUUUUUACGGAAUCGAUCUUCUUACGGCGUGUUUGGGAAACUGAUAAGAAAGUGUUAGAAAAUGAUAUCCAUCAACUUUUACAUGGUUAUCCUGAUAAUUAUUAUUUUAGCUUUUUGAUGGCUUGUGAAGGUACUCGAUAUACGGAAAGAAAACGUGAGGAGAGCAUGAAAUAUGCACGUGAGAAGAACCUACCUGAACUAAAAUAUCACAUCUUACCACGUACACGAGGCUUCACUAUGAUCAUGCAAGGUGCAAAAGGGAAAAUACCUGCCGUUUACGAUUUUAUGCUUGCGUUUUCGAAAGACAGUGCUUCACCAACAUUUCGCACCUUGCUCAAGGGAGAGUCGUGUAAAGCUCAGCUUUACAUCAAACGAUACCCGAUCGCAGGAAUCCCAUAUGAAGAUGAAUCGAAAUGCGCCGAUUGGUUGCAUCAUCUUUUCCAAGAAAAAGAUCGUGUUUAUGAACAUUUUGUUCAAUAUGAUAACUUCGUUGGCCUCGGUGUUCCGCAAAUACCUGUUGUUCGGAAUUAUUCUGAUCUACUGAUUCAAUUAUUUUGGCUUCUAAUCAUCGGUUUUCCAUCUUUAAUCUGGUUUGUUCAGUUUAUUUUCCAUAGUACGUUCCUCGCGAAAAUCAUCUUCUCAAUCAUUAUUUUUCUUGCUUAUGUGACUCUACAAUUAAUGAUAAACAUGUCCGUCAUUAAAAGUGAUACAAAAACAAGCAAAACGAAAUAG